GGCCGGCUGCAGCAAGAAGCAAACGCAAAUUUGGUCUUGUAAGGAGAGGCGGACGUGUGAAUCGGGUCAAGCAAAAGUGGGCCAAGACCAUGCAAUAGAAUAGGCAAACUAGUGAGAAGACGCACACUGCCAAGACUACAGCAAGGAGACAGUGGACGAGUGUCAUCAUGGAGCUGCGUGAGCUGCGCGGCAGCGCCACGGCCGGCAACACAAGCAGCAGCACUAGCAACAGUAACAGUGGCAUCAGUGGCGGCGGAGGCGUCGAAUUGGGGGGAAUCUGCAUUGGGAGCGCCGGCGGUGAUGGCGUCCAGCGUGUGCCCACCAAGGCGGACCUAUUCAUGGAGCAGCUGAAUGCCACAAAUGCCAAAAAGGUGGCCCUACUCCUAGUCCUGGGCUUCAUCCUCUACCAUGGCCUGCUCAAUUGGAACUACGGCAGCGACUCCUGCCAGUGGCUGCUGUCGAAGGGCCGCUUCAAGGGCGAUAACGAGUGGCAGCCGUAUGGGUGCAUGGUCCACAAAUACUCCCUCACCGACACGCGGCGAUGCCUGCGAUACCUGGCCUUCUUCGACAACAAGAACAACUUUGUGUUCAUUGGAGACGAGAGCGUCCGCCUGCUCUACGAGCGGUUCAUCGAGCAGCUGCGCCAGCUGCCACUGUCCUCCGACGAGGACAACAACGGGUCAUCACGGGCCCACGACGACAGUGCAGCGGUUCGAUUCGAGGACAACAAGCUGCACAUGCUGGCCCAGUACAUCAGAGCCGAAGAUGUCAGUCCUUCGCUCAUCGAUCGACUGUACAGGUUGGAGGCCGAGAAGCAGCUGUCCUCCGUGUACGUGGUGGGGCUGACCUAUUCGGGCCUGCUUGGCGGGAAUAUAACUGAGGAAGUGCUGCGACAGUACGGUGCAAAUCUCACCCUGCUGGUAGCCCCCUUUCAUCGUCUGGUGGCGCAGACAUCGCGUGUACUCUGGAAAUUGGCCGAUCGCGUAGACGAAGAAAAGCUACCGACCGCCUGGAAGUUACUGCUCAAUGAGGACAUCGAUCGGCUUAAUCAUGUGGCCCGCAACGUCUUUCGCUACACGGAGGCCACCGUCUGGGAGUCAGCCUGGCACAUUGCCAACGGUCUUCUGGACACCGCCAUCGACGGACAUCAGCUGUGUGCUCACGGCCAGCGGCUGGAGGUGCAGCUCCUGUGGAACAUGUACUGCAACGACUACAUGAAUUACAACGACGGCACCUGCUGCAGCAGCUCGGAGCCCCAUACAACGCUCCAGAUUGUGGCGUACGCCCUGUUCGGCGUCUGCAUGACGCUCGUCUGCGGCAUGUGCCUGCGUCGCUGGCUUCUCCAUCUGCGUGGCUACACGCUCUACGUGCCUCUCCAGCAGCAUCAGCAGGAUCCGCAUCAGCAUCAGCCAAACAGCGGAGGAAGAGGCGGUGGUCCCACCCAUGCCCUGUCCGCACUGAUCACGGACUAUGGGACCCCGAUGGUGGCGCUGUCUCUGCUCGGCCUGAUCAUGGUCUACUUCUAUCUAUGCGACCGCACAAACUUCUUUAUGAAGGAGAACAAGUACUACUCGGAGUUCAGCUUCUGGAUACCCGUGGGCUAUGUGUUCGCCCUGGGUCUGUUCUUUACGGAGGACUCGCGCUUCACCAAGGUCCUGAACAGAGACCAGACAGACGAGCUCCGCGGCUGGAUAUUGCUGGUGGUGUUGAUAUAUUACAUGACGGGGGCACAACGCGUGCUGCCCAUUCAUAUGCACAUCAAGCUGCUCAUCUCGGGCUACUUCUUCCUCACCGGAUACACACACUUCACUCACCUCUGGCAGACGGGGGGCAGCGGGUCAUUGUUUGUCCGCUUCUUCCAGGCCAUGUUCCGGGUAAACUUCCUCAGUGUGCUGCUCUGCUUCUGCAUGAACCGUCCAUACCAGUUUUACUACUUUGUGCCGCUUCUCUCCUUCUGGCUGUGCAUCAUCUACUUUGUGCUGUCGCUGCCGCCGAGGAUUUCGUCCGCAUCGGUGGACUCAAAUCCGCUGCACUACCUCUACUUGGUGUGCAAAUGCAUCGGCUGCCUGGGCGUGAUCACGGUACUGUUCAUGUCCGAGGUCUUCUUCGAGCGCAUCUUUGUGACGCGACCAUGGAAGGCACUAUUUGUCACCACUGACGACGACCUGCACGAGUGGUGGCACCAGUGGAAGCUGGACCGGUACACAGUCACCUUUGGAAUGAUGUACGCCGCCUGUUUCCACAUUGCCCAGAAGUACAAUGUCUUUGAUGACAACAACCAUGGCAAUUUGUUCGCGCGUCGCACCUCCAUCUCAGUGACGCUACUGGCCCUCCUGGGCGUGGGAAUCUACACGUCCUUCUCGUUCCUGUGCCGAAACGUACAGAACUGCGAGGAGAUCCACUCGUACAUUCUCUUUAUACCCAUUGUCGGGUAUGUGGUACUGCGCAACAUCUCAGGGAUACUGCGCACCAGGUACUCCAGCUUCUUCGCCUGGUUUGGGCGAAUCUCGCUGGAGUUGUUUGUCUGCCAAUACCACAUCUGGCUUGCUGCCGACCGCCACGGGGUGCUCGUCCUGCUGCCCGGCUUCCCCACGCUCAACAUGAUCAUCACUUCGUUCAUCUUUGUCUGCGUCUCGCAUGAGGUACACCGCCUGACCCAUAUCCUGCUGCCCUACGCCGUGCCCAAUGACUGGCGUCUCGUCAUGCGCAACUUUGUCAUCUUUCUCAUUGUGCUCAUCCCUGUGGCCCGGUCCGAUGGCAUGUUCUGAGCACAAUUCAAUUGUCGCCGGCUCAUGUCCAACGUGUACCCGCCCGCCACGCAAUCACAUGGAUAUGUUUAUAUAGCGUGCCAUUGCUGUAAGCCAAUUGUAGUUAAGCCUUCUCGCCAAUUCUCUCGAUGGCAUGUAAUAUUUAUGCAUUCAUUCGAUGAAGAUCUUUAAAAGAUAGGAGCCCCCCUUUGAAAACUUACUUGAUUUGUUAUCUAACUCGAUUACCAUUCGAUUACUACCGUGCAAUACCCUUUACUUGCAAUUGAUUAUUUACUUUGUUAUUUUUGGAAUACUCUAUUCUCUUUAUAUUGAUUUGUUUAUUGUCCAAAGACUGACCUAAUUCCAUUUAAAAGUGAAAACUAUUUUCUAGCCAAAUUUAUGUAAACCGAUCGGAUAGCUUGAAACUGAACGUGCAAUUGUCUUAUAGUUUUGAAACGCAAUAUAUACACCCUUAUUUACAUAUUUAGAUAUCUCUUACGGCCGCGCAAAUAAGUAUACAAACAUUUACGUAUAACAAUAUAUUUUACGCAUAUGUAUACCAUCUAGAAUUAACUUAGCCUUACGAGAAAUUUGCACAAAUUACUUAAAAUUUCACUGAUACAAACACACCCACACUCACACGAAGCGGCAACCAAAUGUAUGUAUAGCGCAAGAAAAUAAAGCAUUGAAAAUACUUACAAAA
Drosophila persimilis is the source of this 3450-nucleotide messenger RNA. RefSeq names its product N-acetylneuraminate 9-O-acetyltransferase. The transcript has 3 exons. The record is from RefSeq and is a predicted model, not a curated record. Bases 168 to 2768 code for a protein of 866 amino acids. NCBI's taxonomy places the organism in Eukaryota, Metazoa, Arthropoda, Insecta, Diptera, Drosophilidae.